This is a messenger RNA of Acipenser ruthenus (sterlet), 2911 nucleotides long. RefSeq names its product GTP-binding protein SAR1a-like. Lineage: Eukaryota; Metazoa; Chordata; Actinopteri; Acipenseriformes; Acipenseridae. The record is from RefSeq and is a predicted model, not a curated record. The transcript is spliced from 7 exons. Bases 177 to 773 code for a protein of 198 amino acids. Gene Ontology annotation, molecular function: GTP binding; GTPase activity. Gene Ontology annotation, biological process: endoplasmic reticulum to Golgi vesicle-mediated transport; intracellular protein transport; vesicle organization. Gene Ontology annotation, cellular component: COPII vesicle coat; endoplasmic reticulum exit site.
CGGAAGUGAGUUUUCGUUUAUGUGGGCCGGAAAAGCGUAUUGAGUUGCUACGCGGUUCCGGUGUUCUGUUGGAGGUUGAGAGUUUCGGGUCAGUGUGAGGGUGAGAAAGAAGCGAUUUGGUUUUGGACGGUGACUGCUUCAGAGAAACGGCAGGGUGAGGUAACCGAGCAACAGCAAUGUCUUUUAUAUUUGACUGGAUCUAUAAAGGUUUCAGCAGUGUGCUCCAACUUUUAGGUUUGUACAAGAAAUCUGGAAAAUUAGUGUUCCUUGGUUUAGAUAAUGCUGGCAAGACAACGUUGCUACAUAUGCUAAAAGAUGACAGAUUGGGGCAACAUGUUCCCACACUACAUCCGACGUCAGAGGAGUUGACAAUUGCUGGAAUGACUUUCACCACAUUUGAUCUUGGUGGACACGCACAGGCACGAAGGGUUUGGAAGAAUUACCUCCCAGCUAUAAAUGGAAUUGUCUUCCUAGUGGACUGUGCAGAUUUGUCACGCCUUGCUGAAUCUAAAAUUGAGCUUGACGCACUGUUGACAGACGAGACAAUUUCAAAUGUGCCAGUCCUUAUUCUGGGCAACAAGAUUGACCGGGCAGAAGCAAUUAGUGAAGAGAAACUCCGGGAAAUCUUUGGUCUAUAUGGUCAAACAUCAGGAAAGGGCAAUGUGCCAUUGAAGGAAAUGAAUGCAAGGCCUAUGGAGGUAUUCAUGUGCAGUGUGCUGAAGAAACAGGGAUACGGUGAAGGCUUUCGUUGGCUUUCACAGUAUAUUGACUGAUCUCUUUGCACAUUGUAUCAUUUUGGACUGAGAUGGUUUCUGACUUCGACAAUUUUUGUACAAGGACAUGGAAAAAUAUACUUUUACCCAAAUUGGCAGAUGUUAAACUUUGAUAUAUAGUACACCUUGAAAAUGUUACCAGUACUCGGAUAGCUGCCUGUUUGCUGUGAUGUGCUGCAAUAUAUUUGCAACACAAUUUAAAGUCUCAAAGUACUUCCAGCUGCUACUUUAGUAUUGGUCUUUUUAAAGUAUUUUAUUUUGAUUUAUUUUGAAUUCUUCAUAAACCAUUUAUUCAUUGUGAACAGUGUUCCUUCUGAUGUUGUGUAAAGAAACAUUUGUUACUUUCACAUAACAUUUUGAAACAUUAUUUCAAUUUUAUUAAAAUAAGCCCAGUUUUCUGGUAAACCAGUGCAGGGAGGUGGGGGCAGGAUGCCAUGACCAGGUCAAAGUUGUAGAAGCUUGUAAAUACACAUGCUUAAAAAGAAUGCAUGCAUUAUUAAUGAACGGAUUGUCUUUGAAUUUUGUAAUAGCAUGUGUAUUUAUAACCUGUGUUUAGUUAAACUGUUUAAAAAAAAAAAAUACAUUAUGUAGCUCAUUGUGAUUGUGAUUGGUUGGUCCUUAAUUAGAACAUUGUCUCUUUAAUCUUUAUAAUGAGUGUUUAAUUCUUAAUUGUAUUACCUGGAAAUGUGGUAGCAAUAAAUAAUGUCUUCUGUCUGGUUUAAACCCACCCAAACAGCUUAAAGAAAAAAUGGGUUCUCCUGCAUCUCUCUUACCUGCAGCUGUUACCCUUGCAUGACAACUAAGCCAUAAUAAGCCACUUUUGAGAGCUGGGUUUAUUUGUUGGCUUUCUGAAGAAGUACUGUUGAAUGGUCAUAAAGUGGAAAAGGUUUGAAGUUAAUCAGGCUGUACUCUUGCCUUGUAUUGACCCAUCCUAGCAGACAUUAACCAUUCAUGAUUCACCGUUCAAGUGUGUUUUUCGCACUACCGAUGCUAUAAAAUAUUGAAUCAAAAAAGCAAUGUGCUUUUUUCAGUUUUUGCAGGUCAAGGUACAGCUGGCGUCUUUAAACCUUAUCUUAUUUUGUGUGGAACGAUAAUUUUACCAGUUAUUUUUAGAUUUGUUUAAAGAAUGAAAUGUGUUUAAAAAAAAGAAAUGGAAUUGUUAUAUGGACAAAUUGGUGCAGUAUUGUCAGCACUGGUUAUAUUUACCUAUUUACCUUCUGCUUUAUUUACACUAAGUUUACAUGCUUUUAUUUUUGCAGCAUACUAAGGGUAAUGGGUGGGAGGGGGAUUGUUUUAUUUUUCAUGUAAACUGGCUAAACUCUAUUGUAUGUACUGUACAUGUUAAUGUAGAUAAAGAAUUUUGCCUUUGCAGGGCAAAUUUGAAAUUUGCCUACAGUUCACUAACCAAUAUUCAACAGAGUUAGUUGGGGUGUGGUAAGUAUUUUUUGAAUAUGAACUACAUCAGCCUAUGAGUUGCUUCUGGUAGUAUAUGAGAAUUCCUAUGGCACACCAUACAAGACUCAACAACCAUAGCUUUGUGUGCCCUAAGAGUAAUGGUCAUAUUCCAUGUAUUUUUUUGCACAUUUGUACAUACUUACUAAAUAAUGACUUGGAUUUCAGGACUUCUAAUGUCUUGGUAUUACAGAUCCCUCUCAGUUGAACUUCUAAUAUACUCUGACCAGCAUGCCACUUAGGAAAAGUGGUUUCAGCUUUUGUAGGGUUAUUUCAAGAAAUAUGGGUCAGUCAGCCCCAAUAGAAUACCGAUAGAUGUCAGUCCACCCCAAAAACAUUAACACAUUUUAUGUUUUUUACUAUUACAACUAUCAUGUUAAAAGUUUUAUACACACUGUGUAUAUUGAAAAAAAAUGUGGUUCUAGAAUGGUCAUCGUGUUUUGAUGCACUGUCGAAUGAAUGGAACAUGUUUAUGCAGUGAUUUAGUGCUGGAUCAGACCCCAUAAUUGAUAACGACUCUCAACAGUUGUGGUAGACCACAUCCUAUCUUCCAGAUCAGAAAUAGCUGGGAAGGAAUUCCCACUUGGAUCCUAAUACACCUUGCAUUAAUUAAUUUUGUAAUGUGAUUCCCUGUUGUUAUUUCUGUUUUCUGUUUUCUAAAUCUAAUUAAAAAAUACAUUACGGUA